AUGGGUGUUCCGGCGGAGACGACGGCGAAGUCCAAGGCUUUCUUCUUCACGGCGCAGGUGCUCGCGGCUGCGGCGGCGGUCCUGGUCCUGGUGUGGUGCAUCCACCUCCGGGGAGGGUUAGCCUUUCAGUCUGCCGGCGACAAAUCGCUCAUCUUUAAUGUGCAUCCAGUGCUGAUGCUGAUCGGGUUCAUCAUCAUGGGAAGCGAAGCAACAAUGUGCUUUAGAGCUCUUCCGUGGAGCAAACAAGUGAACAAGUGCAUCCAUCUCAUCCUCCAUGGCCUUGCCCUUGUGCUCGGAGCUGUUGGAAUCUCUGCAGCCUUCAAGUUUCAUAAUGAACUAGGAAUCAGUAAUCUCUACAGUCUCCAUUCCUGGCUCGGCCUCGGCACCAUCUCCCUCUACGGGAUUCAAUGGAUUUUGGGGUUUGUUACAUUCUUGUUCCCUGGAGCUUCAGGGUCACUGAAAGCAACCUUCCUCCCUUGGCACGCGGUCUUCGGGGUCUUUGUCUACCUGCUGGGAAUUGUGAGCGCUGAGUUAGGGUUCUUGGAGAAGCUGACGUUCCUUGAGACCUUUGGAACGGUGAACAGGUUCAGCGGUGAAGCUUUCCUGGUGAACUGUACGGCACUGGCGGUGCUGUUGCUGGGGGUCUCUGUUGUUCUUUCUCUCAUUGCCUCUCACCUGGAAAGCACCAAGGUUUACUCUGCAGAUUGAAUUAAGAUAUCAUCUACCAUCGCCUUAUUAUUAUUAAUCCGUGUUUAUCUCAAUCAAUCUUUGUCUGUUAGCACAAAUGAUUAUAAUAAAAUAUUCAUACCGAACCGUUUAAGAAA
This is a messenger RNA of Zingiber officinale, 824 nucleotides long. RefSeq names its product probable ascorbate-specific transmembrane electron transporter 1. The record is from RefSeq and is a predicted model, not a curated record. Gene Ontology annotation, molecular function: oxidoreductase activity. The transcript is spliced from 4 exons. NCBI's taxonomy places the organism in Eukaryota, Viridiplantae, Streptophyta, Magnoliopsida, Zingiberales, Zingiberaceae. The coding region runs from base 1 to 708 and encodes 235 amino acids.